UUGUCUCUGUUGUGUUGAAGUCCAAUCAAGCAGGAGAGACCAGCCUCCCCUGUACCCAGCUGUGUGUCCAUGAAGAGUGACCGGUCUAUGGGUGAACCUAUAUUCUUUAGAGAGGGAGACUUUUCUACUGAACAAAGAAACCAACAGGAGAGAUCAGAGUCAGAGAUUCUCAGUGGUCAGUCUUCCCAGAGUCAUCAAACAGACCUGGCCUCCAUAUUCAGUAUGCUUGAAGAGAAAAUUAUGACAUUUGUGAAGAACGAGCUGAAGAUGUUCAAGAGGAUUCUUAGUCCAGAACUCCCAGAAGGCUUUGAGAGUCAGAAGCAGGAUAAGGAAGUGGUGGAUGCUGAAGAUGAGAAGCAGGAGAGCAGUGCCAGAGAGGGGGCUCUGAAGAUCACACUGCACGUCCUGAGGAAAAUGAACCAGAUGGAGCUUGCUGACACACUGGAGAAAUAUGAGCUCGCUGUGAUUUGCCAACGUGAACUCAAAUCUAAUCUAAAGAAGAAGUUUCAAUGUGUAUUUGAGGGGAUCGAACAAGGAAACCCAACACUUCUCAAUAAGAUCUACACAGAGCUCUACAUCACAGAGGGUGGAACAGGAGAGGUCAAUAAUGAACAUGAGCUGAGACAGAUUGAGACAACAACCAGGAAACAAGCAAGACCAGAGACUCCAAUCAAAUGUAACGACAUCUUCAAACCCUUAACUGGACAAGACAAACGUAUCAGAACUGUGCUGACAAAGGGAGUCGCUGGCAUUGGAAAAACAGUCUCUGUGCAGAAGUUCAUUCUGGACUGGGCUGAAGGAAAAGCAAAUCAGGAUGUCCAAUUUGUAUUUUCAUUUCCUUUUCGGGAGCUGAAUUUGAUGAAAUUGGAAAACACUUUCAUUGAACUUCUCAAUCACUUCUCAAUGGAAACCAAACAAUCAGGAAUCUCCAACUACAACAAGUACAAAGUUCUGUUCAUCUUUGAUGGUCUGGAUGAGUGCCGACUGCCCCUAGACUUCCAGAAGAACAAGAUCUGUUGGGACGUCUCAGAGUCAACCUCAGUCGAUGUUCUGCUGACAAAUCUCAUAAGGGGAAAUCUGCUUCCCUCUGCUCUCCUCUGGAUAACUACCCGACCUGCAGCAGCCAAUAAGAUCCCUUCAUGGUGUGUUGACCAGGUGACAGAGGUACGAGGGUUCAAUGACCCACAGAAGGAGGAGUACUUCAGGAAGAGAUUCAGUGAUGAGGACCUGGCCAGCAGAAUCAUCUCACACAUAAAGACAUCAAGGAGCCUCCACAUCAUGUGCCACAUUCCAGUCUUCUGUUGGAUUUCUGCAACAGUCCUUGAACACAUGCUGAAACAUAAGAGAGAAGAGAUGCCCAAGACUCUGACUGAGAUGUACGCACACCUUGUGGUGUUUCAUACCAAACAGAAGAAUGACAAGUAUAUUGGGAAAGAAGAGACAGGUCCACACUGGAAUAAAGAGAGCAUUCUGUCACUGGGAAAACUGGCUUUUCAACAGCUUGUGAAGGGCAAUCUGAUUUUCUAUGAAGAAGACCUGAUAGAGGCUGGCAUUGAUGUCAAUGAAGCCUCAGUGUACUCAGGAUUGUGCACACAGCUCUUUAAAGAGGAAUGUGUGCUGUACCAGGACAAGGUGUACUGCUUUGUUCAUCUGAGCAUUCAGGAGUUUCUGGCUGCUGUAUAUGUGUUCCUCUCAUUCAUCAACAACAAUGAGAAUCUAAUGGAUGAACUGCAAAUAAACGACAAGCCUGAAGUUACUGUCUUCAAGAGUGCUGUGGAUAAAGCCUUACAAAGUGAGACGGGAAACCUGGACCUUUUCCUCCGCUUCCUUCUGGGCCUCUCACUGGAGUCCAAUCAGAAGCACUUACGAGGUUUACUGACAAAGACAAGAAGCAGCUCACAGACCCACGAAGAAACAGUCGAGUACAUCAAGGAGAAGAUCGGGGAGGAUCUCUCUCCAGAGAGGUGCAUUAAUCUGUUCCACUGUCUGAAUGAACUGAAUGACCAUUCUCUAGUGGAGGAGAUCCAAAGAUACCUGAGCUCAGGAAGUGUCUCUAGACCCAACCUGUCACGUGCACAGUGGUCAGCUCUGGUCUUUGUGUUGCUGACCUCAGAAAAGGAGCUGGAUGUGUUUGACCUGAAGAAAUACUCCAGAUCAGAGGAAGGUCUUCUGAGGCUGCUGCCAGUGGUCAAAGCCUCCAGAGCUGCUCUGCUGUCAGGCUGUGGAGUCACAGAGGAAGGCUGUGCUUCUCUGGUCUCAGCUCUGAGGUCAAACCCCUCACACCUGAGAGAGCUGGAUCUGAGUAACAAUGACCUGAAGGAUUCAGGAGUGAAGCUGCUCUCUGCUGGACUGGGGAAUCCCCACUGUAAACUGGAGACUCUGAGGCUGUCAGGCUGUGGAGUCACAGUGGAAGGCUGUGCUUCUCUGGUCUCAGCUCUGGAGUCAAACCCCUCACACCUGAGAGAGCUGGAUCUGAGUAACAAUGACCUGAAGGAUUCAGGAGUUGAGCUGCUCUCUGAUGGACUGGGGAAUCCCCACUGUAAACUGGAGACUCUGAGGCUAUCAGGCUGUCUAGUCACAGAGGAAGGCUGUGCUUCUCUGGUCUCAGCUCUGAGGUCAAACCCCUCACACCUGAGAGAGCUGGACCUGAGUAACAAUAACCUGAAGGAUUCAGGAGUGAAGCUGCUCUCUGCUGGACUGGGGAAUCCCCACUGUAAACUGGAGACUCUGAGGCUGUCAGGCUGUCUAGUCACAGAGAAAGGCUGUGCUUCUCUGGUCUCAGCUCUGGAGUCAAACCCCUCACACCUGAGAGAGCUGGAUCUGAGUAACAAUGACCUGAAGGAUUCAGGAGUUGAGCUGCUCUCUGAUGGACUGGGGAAUCCCCACUGUAAACUGGAGACUCUGAGUCUGUGUUUCAGACUCACUGGCUGUAAAAUCAGAAACACAUCCUGUAAAGUGUUGGCCUCAGUUCUCAGUUCAAACCCCUCACACCUGAGAGAGCUGGAUCUGAGUAACAAUGACCUGAAGGAUUCAGGAGUGAAGCUGCUCUCUGCUGGACUGGGGAAUCCCCACUGUAAACUGGAGACUCUGAGACUCACUGUCUAUAAACUCACAGACACAUCCUGUGAAGUGUUGGCCUCAGUUCUCAUUUCAAACCCCUCACACCUGAGAGAGCUGGAUCUGAGUAACAAUGACCUGAAGGAUUCAGGAGUGAAGCUGCUCUCUGAUGGACUGGGGAAUCCCCACUGUAAACUGGAGACUCUGAGGCUGUCACGCUGUCUAGUCACAGAGGAAGGCUGUGCUUCUCUGGCCUCAGCUCUGAGGUCAAACCCCUCACACCUGAGAGAGCUGGACCUGAGCUACAAUCACCCAGGAGACUCAGGAGUCAGACUGCUCUCUGCUGGACUGGAGGAUCCACACUGCAGACUGGAGAAACUCAAUGUGGAACAUGGUGGAGAGUACACAAUGAAACCUGGGCUUACAAAAUAUGUCUGUGAUCUCACACUGGACCCAAACACAGGAAACAGACUCCUCUCUCUGUCUGAGGAGAACAGAAAGGUGACAUGUAGGACAGAGGAGCAGCCAUAUCCUGAUCACCCAGAGAGAUUUGAGGACUGUAGGCAGGUGCUGUGUAGAGAGGGUCUGACUGGGCGCUGUUACUGGGAGGUAGAUUGGAAUGGGAGAAGGGCUGAUAUAGGAGUGACAUAUAAAGGAAUCAACAGGAGAGGAAGGGUUGAGGACUGUAGUCUUGGAUACAAUGACAAGUCCUGGAGUCUGGACUGCUCUGACUACAGUUAUAUUGCCUGUCACAAUAAUAAUGACACUACCAUAGAUGUCCCCUCCUCCAGCUUCCACAGUGUGUAUCUGGACUGGCCAGCCGGCACUCUGUCCUUGUACAGAGUCUCCUCUGACACACUGACCCACCUCCACACAUUCACCUCCACGUUCACUGAGCCACUCUAUCCAGGGUUUAGGGUUCAUGAUGAUACCUCAGUGUCCCUGUGUCAGGUGGUCCCUGUGUCAAACACAUGAUGUUUCACUCUAAUCAUGGUCAUGUUCAGUAAGACACCCUGGAGCAACAAUGUAGAAUAUCUUUCUAGUGUGUAAACAUAUGAUUGUAUAUAUUCAUGAAUAAACACCAUUGAAGUUGAAAGACAUUGUCAACUAGAGUCAUUCAUUAAUAUAAUGAAUCACCACACUGAGUUGUUAAAACAGGUUUCAUUUACAAAUCACUGAUCUUGUUGUUUUUUUCUCCCCA
Oncorhynchus nerka (sockeye salmon) is the source of this 4258-nucleotide messenger RNA. Its product is annotated as NACHT, LRR and PYD domains-containing protein 12-like. Gene Ontology annotation, molecular function: protein binding. Lineage: Eukaryota; Metazoa; Chordata; Actinopteri; Salmoniformes; Salmonidae. The record is from RefSeq and is a predicted model, not a curated record. Gene Ontology annotation, biological process: intracellular signal transduction.